Messenger RNA from Athene cunicularia (burrowing owl), 4659 nucleotides. RefSeq names its product serine/threonine kinase 32B (gene STK32B). The transcript is spliced from 12 exons. Bases 48 to 1247 code for a protein of 399 amino acids. The record is from RefSeq and is a predicted model, not a curated record. Gene Ontology annotation, molecular function: G protein-coupled receptor binding; G protein-coupled receptor kinase activity; ATP binding. Lineage: Eukaryota; Metazoa; Chordata; Aves; Strigiformes; Strigidae. Gene Ontology annotation, biological process: regulation of signal transduction; protein phosphorylation; G protein-coupled receptor signaling pathway.
CCGAGCUCGUCCAAAGUCUCUCACGCCGUCGCUUGGGCUCGGAGCACAUGGCAGUUAACUUUGACCACUUUCAAAUAUUGCGGGCUAUUGGGAAAGGGAGUUUUGGAAAGGUGUGCAUUGUACAGAAGAGAGACACCAAGAAAAUGUAUGCAAUGAAAUAUAUGAAUAAACAGAAGUGUAUUGAGAGAGAUGAAGUUCGAAAUGUUUUUCGGGAGCUACAGAUAAUGCAAGGCCUGGAGCAUCCCUUCCUAGUCAAUCUAUGGUACUCCUUUCAAGAUGAAGAAGACAUGUUCAUGGUGGUUGAUCUCUUACUCGGAGGUGAUCUGCGUUACCAUUUGCAGCAGAAUGUACACUUUAAUGAAGGAACUGUUAAGCUGUACAUUUGUGAGCUGGCACUUUCCUUGGAUUAUUUGCAGAGAUAUCACAUCAUUCACAGGGACAUCAAACCUGACAACAUACUACUGGAUGAGCAUGGACAUGUUCAUAUCACUGACUUUAACAUAGCAACUAUAGUGAAAGGCUCAGAAAAAGCUUCUUCUAUGGCUGGAACAAAGCCCUAUAUGGCUCCGGAAGUGUUCCAGGCCUUUAUGGAUGGAGGUCCAGGAUACUCAUAUCCAGUAGACUGGUGGUCGCUAGGAAUUACAGCAUAUGAAUUACUGAGGGGUUGGAGGCCCUAUGAAAUUCAUUCAGCCACGCCCAUUGAUGAGAUACUCAACAUGUUCAAGAUAGAAAGAGUUCAUUACUCAUCUGCAUGGUGCAAGGGCAUGAUAGCACUGCUGAAAAAGCUCCUCACUAAGGAUCCAGAGUGCCGUCUUUCAAGCCUUGCUGACAUCCAAAGCUCUCCAUACCUAGCUGAUGUCAACUGGGAUGCUGUUCUAGAGAAAGCUGUGACCCCAGGCUUUGUUCCUAAUAAAGGAAGACUGAACUGUGAUCCUACCUUUGAACUUGAAGAAAUGAUUUUAGAGUCCAAGCCUCUCCAUAAAAAGAAAAAGCGACUUGCCAAAAACAAAUCCAAAGAUGGAGCUAAGGAAACCUGCCCUCUGAACGUACACCUGCAGCAGUGCUUGGAAACCGUUAGGAAAGAAUUCAUCAUAUUCAACAGAGAGAAAUUGAGAAGACAGCAUGAUCAAAAUGAACAGACUUCCAGCAUGGACAGCAGAGCAUCCCUUCAGAGCCACGAGAAACUCCAAGAUGGACGUAACAACAAUUUGCUGGGACACGGCUGCACAAGAGGCUGCAGCAGCUAGUAAGCUACGGCCCUGCAUACACUUCCACCCUGGCAGGGUGAGGAAAGGUCCUCUCUGCCCAUGCUUUCAUCUUUACCCCUCGGAUCCCAGGACAUCUGACUCCUCCAAAAGCAGAUUCCCCAGCCAAGGACAAAGCCACAGAGCACACUGGCUGAGACUUUCCACAUACAACCCUACUCUUCUUUAGAUUCUGCCACUGGAAAAAUGACCAUCAGCAACAAAAUACAGUUUUAUAAGUAAGCGAGACUUUACUUUUCAAAAUCCUGGAAGAAAACUUGAAACAAUUCAUUAGGCAGCCUCUCAAAGAUUGCCAUGUUUCUGGCUACUUGCAAGAGACAAAGUUAUAUUGGGGCCAGCUUUAUCUUGAAGGCUUUACAUUGCUCCCUCUUGUCUCCAUUAAUUAAAAUGGUCCAGUUUGGAAUUUUGUGAAACUGCUAGACACAGCUGUUUCUGAGAACCUGCUGUUGAGUUUAUAACAGAUGUAUAUGAUAUAAAUACGUAAAUGUAGUGUCAAAUAGGCCAAACACUGAAUAAUUUCAUUUAAAUACUCGAAGCCCAUUGGAAAAGUUGCAGCGUGAAUGUAUUCACAUUGUUCUUUAACUUUAUACAUUCUGCUUUGUAGUAAAAGAUGUGACCCUGGCCAAGUCAAAGUUUUGCUAGUGACUUUAGUGGAUGCAGGAUCAGACACAUUAGUAGUGUACGAUAACCAUGACAAAGACCUUUUUAUUCAUAACAAUGGCUGACUGAGCCAGAGUUGAAAAGCAGCUUAGUAAAGAGAGCUAGAAGCAUUAAGACUUUGCUCAGAUCCAUAGUUAGAUGUUAUAAAAUGUGAAGUUACAUGUGUCUGUGUUUUCAUGGAUCUAUUCUGGAUGAGAACUAUCUUGAAUAGAAAGAAACAUACUUUGUGCAAAGUAUGACAUAUUAUCCAAAGCUGACAUGAAAGCCUUUUUUUUUUUUUUUUUUUUUUUUUUUUAUUUAUGGUAUUUUACAACUUGUACAUCCACAUUUUGAUAAUAAAUGCAUGCUUGUUCUGUCUUUUUGUGCUUUUAUUUUUAAGGGUUACUAUCUGUAGCAAAUCUCAUUUUAACUUUUAAACACAAAUAAGUUAGGUCUUUGGAAGUGAAAACCAUUUAAUUUGUAAAUAUUUUAAUGGCAUUGUUUCCAUUCUAUCUUUUACAAAACAAAGUUCUUUGUAAUUGUAUCUAUUUUAAAAUUUGGUUUCACAUUAUAUGUAAUUUUUGUCACAAUUUUUUCACAAAAUACAGAUUUUUAUCACUCCAUGAAAUGAUAUGGUUUUCCUAUUAACAACAGAGCAGUUUACAAAUGUACUAAGGUAAAGAUUUUACAUUUGUCGUAAGCAUGGUGUUGGUCUGUUUGCUUAAUGUGGACAUAGACUAAAAUAAUUAUAUGACCAAGCAAAGGACCAGAGUUUCUCUGGUCAUGAGAUGACAGAUUUCAUUGCCCAGAAUAAACUACUUCAUGUCCAUCCCUUUUUUUUUUUGCUUAAUAUUGGUUUCACUUGGGAAGGACCAAAGUGGAUAAUAUUUCACAUAAUUUCUGGAAAUGCCUAUUGUUCUGUUCCAAUCAAGAUGCAUUAUGAUCCUGAUCUUCAUCUUGGAAAGAAAUGAAAGGUUUUAUUCACUCCAAUAGUCCUACAGAAAUUAAUGGUACUACUCAUAACUAAAUUCUUGCAGGAUCCAUGAUGUAUAAGGUAAUAUAGAUUACAGCCAUGGAGUUUUUGGAAGCAGGGCCAGUAACUUAUUAGGAUUUUUCAUGCAAAAAUUUUCCAAUUUGAAAAAAAAUCGGGAAAAAAAGGCAAUUGCACAUUUUCUUUUUUUCUAUGAUCGCAGUUGUUUUGGGCAAGAAGAGUUAUAGUGGGUGAUCUCGUACAAUAUCAACCACAUAGGAUGCAACUAUACUAGCACCUUAAUUUAGUCUGGGAAGGCAUUUCUGAAUUUAAUGUCUCAACUGUACAGCCCUACUGCUGUUGGUUCAUAUUGUAGCACCCAAACCUGAUGCUUUUUGGAUGAUACAAAACUAGAAGACGGCUCCAAGAGAGCACUUAGUGCCAUCCGCCCAGGCUUGGGCCUGUAGACCACAGGAACAGGUGAGAGCAAAUCUGAAAUUAAACUACCCCAAAUAUGUGUCAUGUGGAUGUCAGCUCUGCGUUGCCAACCGCUCUGCUUUGCUGCACACCUCCUGUUAGGCUGCACUGCCUGAUAAUCCACACACAGUCACCAAGAAGCCUGGAUUUAUAGAAUGAAAAGUUUAUAGAAUGAGAAGUUUAUAGAAUGAAAGAUCCACAGCAUUUAGAGUGUAACAAGUUCAUCAACAAUUGUAUUAAAAAUUGAGGGAGUUUCCUGCAGAAAGAAUUUAAUUAGCAGCAGGAUUCUAUCAAACGUUUGCAGUCUGAUCUGGCUGUCUGCUGAGUAUUUUUGACAAAGCCAUUUUUGAGAGAAGCCUGGUUGUUCCAUAGAUUACAUCUAUUUAAAUAUGUUUGCACAGAGUAUUGUGCAUGAAUGCAAGUUCAGUCAGACACUUUAAUUUCACAUUUGUUGCCACAGAAUCAUUUCUCGAACAACUCUACUGUUUGCAAAAAAAAUAACCAUCAUGGCACCAAUCAGCUUUAUCACGAGUGCAUGGCACUUCCCCUGACUGCAAGCUGAAUCUUAUGCUGCAUAUAAUUAUCUUUGUCUAUUUAUUACACAGGUCAGAGAAUUCCCUCAGCUAUACUGCAGGAAUCACAGAAUCAUAGAAUAGUUUGGGUUGGAAGGGACAUUUAAAGGCCAUCUAGUUCACUCACCCUGCAAUGAGCAGGGACAUCUUCAACUAGAUCAGGUUGCUCAGAGCCCUGUCCAACCUGAUGUUGGAUGUUUCCAGGGCUGGGGCAUCUACCACCUCUCUGGGCAACCUAUACUCUUAGUUAAUCCUUCUUCUUGAUCAACAUAGCUGUAAGAAACUGGCCUGUCAUGGGACAUCCUAAUAAUGGUGCAGAAGGAGAGAUGUCAUUCUGUAUAGUAUGUGCUUUGUGAGGACAGAACAAGUACUACAAGUCACACAGCCUGAGAAGUGCUUGGCUGGGACUUGUCUAGCUUUAGACAUAAGAAAAAUGUACAUACCUGCAGCUGAGUUUGCAAGAUGCAGACUCAAAAAUAAAGAGGAAAAAAAAGGAAAAAGUUUCUUUUAGGAUAUGGUGCACUUGCUCUGUCUUGAUUGUCUAUUUUAGCAGAUGGUUCUCCCUGUAGCUCUGCCUCCAUGGAGUAUAAUGUAAGUUUACACAGCUCAGAUGUGGACAUGCACAUUGUGUGCUGUCAUUUAGUCAGAUAAAUCUUGCUAGUGAUGGCACAGACAAUUUAUGGAGAUGCAGGCUAAUCCUUAUGAAAAAAUGGCAAUAUUUCUGAUCACUUCAACA